Molecule: messenger RNA, 1804 nt
Organism: Phlebotomus papatasi
Lineage: Eukaryota; Metazoa; Arthropoda; Insecta; Diptera; Psychodidae
Product: juvenile hormone esterase-like
Exons: 6
Coding region: 67-1773 (568 amino acids)
Molecular function (GO): hydrolase activity
Source: RefSeq, a predicted model, not a curated record
UGGUAUAAAUUGAAAAAAUAUAUCAUGGAACGCUCAGUUGCAUUUAAGACACUAUAAUCGGUAACAAUGAAAGUGAUUUUUCCUCUAGUAAUCUUAUUUUUAAAUUUCUGUAAUAGUGAUGCUAAAAUAUCAGAAUCACUAAAAGUUACAUUGCCUCAUGGAGGAGGAAUUACUGGACGAUAUUUGACAUCCUUUCGUGGACAUGGAAUUCGGGCUUUUAUGGGAAUCCCCUAUGCUGAACCACCAGUUGGAAAUUUAAGGUUCAGCAACCCGGUUCCCAAAAGUCCCUGGAGUGACUAUUUGCAAACAGUGUCUAAUGAUGUGAUAUGUCCCCAGCCUAACUUUUUGAUGGAAGGGCAAGGAAGCAGUGGAAAAGAAGAUUGUCUAUAUUUAGAUGUUUAUGCACCACAGUUUCCAAAUACUUCUGAACCAUUGCCCGUAAUGGUUUACAUGCAUGGAGGAGGCUGGUCUCUGGAUUCAGCCUCAUUCUACAGGCCAGAUUUUUUCUUGGAUCAUGAUGUCAUCUUAGUGAUUGGAAAUUACCGCUUAGGUGCUUUGGGUUUCUUAUCAACCAAUACGAGUGAUAGCCCAGGAAAUUUUGGAAUUAAGGAUCAAGUAGAAAUACUCAAAUGGGUUCAGGCAAAUAUUGGUGUUUUUGGUGGUAAUCGAGAUCAAGUAACAAUAUUUGGAGAAAGUGCUGGAGCUGGAUCUGUGGCAUAUUUACUUACUUCUCCGUCUACCAAAGGAUUGUUUCACAGAGCUAUAGCUCAAAGUGGAAAUUAUUUUGACCCAUGGGCUUUCUUGGAUAAUUCACUUGUCCUGGAGAGAACUAAGAAAUAUGCAAAUGUUUUGGGAUGUACACUAAAAGAUGAGAAUUGGAAUGAGUUGGUGGUAUGUCUGCGUGGAAAAUCUGUUGAUGAUUUAGUGAAAUUUUCAAACGAGCUAAGUGAAUGGGAUACAGAGCCUGUAGUAAAAUUUCCACCAACAAUUGAGUAUGAUACAAAAGGUGGUGUUAUAUUUGAAAACCCGAAAAACAUUAAAGAGAAUCAUGGCUUGAAAAUUCCUUUGUUAAUUGGAUUAACACGUGAUGAAGGUCUAGCCAGAUCUGCUGGUAUUAAAAGCACACCACGUCUUGCUGAUGAUCUGGAGAAGAGAUGGGAAGACAUUCUUCCAAUUAUACUAUCGUACAAUAUAUUAGAUCAACAAAAGCAAGUGGAAUUUACAAAGGCAAUUACUGAUUUCUACUUCAAAGGAAACAAAGGACGAGCCGCAAUUGAAAUGACCCAAAAUUUUACUAAUAUGUGCACAGAUUUUAUGUUCUUCAAGGGAUUUAACGAAUAUCUGCAACAACGCUUAGAACUAUUUGAAAAUGCGGCACCAACUUUUGUUUAUAAAUUUGCGCAUAGCGGAGAAGGAACCUUUACAGACUUAUGGUAUGGACCAUCUGAUGAAAACUUUGGUGUUAGCCACGUCGAUGAUCUUUUAUAUUUAUUCCCAUUGCUCCACAAGCCUAUCUUUCAAUCUGCACCAAGCAAAACGGAUAUUUUUAUGCAGGAAACUAUGGUGAAGUUGUGGGUUAAUUUCGCCACAUCUGGGAAUCCUACUCCUGUGGAGAAUGUGGAUGUUGAUUGGACCCCAGCUAAUAAAUUUCCGCUCGAUUAUUUACGAAUAGGAAAUUAUGGAAAUCCCAAUGAGCCGCUAUUUGCUAUGGAGAAAGACUUUUGGCCUGAGAGAAGUGACUUUCUAAAACAUCUGUUUGAAAAAAAUCAUUAGGUUUUGCUGAUUAAAGCUUUUAUUCAUUUAA